GCUGUCUAGAAACAAGAUUCAAAUAUGUGAAUUGUGCAAUAUCUGUGCCGAAAAAGAAAAACUAAGUAAAAGAGAGAAAUGUCUUAGAGAAAAAUUAUCUGACAAUGAGAAUCUUUCUUCCCUUUUUUUAAAUGAAGAAAUGUUGGUAAAUGCUGAUAGCAGUGAAGAUGAACUUACAUAUAAUGUAUGUGAUUUUGAAGGGUUUGUAUCAUGCAAAUUUAGAGAGAAUGAAGAAAGAAAUGACCCUGUUGAAUUCUUCAUAAUAGUAGAAAUUGAAAGAGAAUUG
Molecule: messenger RNA, 286 nt
Organism: Racocetra persica
Lineage: Eukaryota; Fungi; Glomeromycota; Glomeromycetes; Diversisporales; Gigasporaceae
Source: the annotation of a GenBank genome assembly